UUUAGCCAAAAUAAGACAAAAAAAAAUCUCAUGCUAUUCCAAAUAACAAGCAACAAGGAAAAUGAGGAGUAAUCCUAUUUCCAUCGAUGAAUAUCUGGCGAAGGAUAUCCAAUAGUUGUUGGAUUCAAUUUAUAGACCAUGUUAAUGAAGUUGCUCAUUUAUUAGCUCGAUAAGAAUACUCUGUAAAUUUCUUCAGGGUGUCAUUUCUCACGAUUGGGUGUCUUUUCUCAUGAUUGUACUCAAAUCGAUCAAUAAAAGUUCUAGUUUCCUUCAAAAGUGCUUAAUUCAUGAAAGACUAAACCCUAGAACGUUACUUGGGCCAAAAUAAACAUUUAUAGAAGGACAAAAAAUAGCAGAAUUUUGGAGUCUAAUUUGGGCCUACCCAUUUCUAAGCCCAAGUCCAAACACCCCCAACUUCGUUCCUCGGUUUACUCCCACAGUCUCACUCUCUCUCGUCGCUCCCGCUCUCUCUCUCGCCAGAAGAAGAGACGCCUCAUUGUACGUACCAGACUGCUGAAGAAGAGAUUGACCUCUACCUUGAGGAUGGUGGAAAUGUGGUGGUCCCUUUUAGCUGCGAUCCCUGCAGUGGUUGCAGGACAAGCAUUUCGAGUGAAGAAAAGACGUGAUGAUGAGCAGAAAUUAAAGAGUGCUAGAGGAAGGGAGAAGAGUUCUGAUGAGAUUUUUGUCUGCGAGAGGGUAUGCACAUCUAAGAGGAUGCUGAAGAAAGUUGGUGCAUUCUCAAAGGACCCAAUUCCUGAUACUUGUGUUACUGUGUGCGGUGUUUCUGAGCUUGACGUAUGCGCUGAUGCCUGUGCACUGACUAUUUGUGUAAACCAACAUCAAUUACCAAACUGGAAUGACAUCUGCCUCCGAAGAUGCCAGAGUGAGUGUUUGAAACUCUCUUCUUUGACUUCUAACUAGUACAUUUUCUUCCAAUUUAAAUGAAAAAUAUGUAUCAAAAUUGGUUUGAUGUAGUAUUUGUUACUCACAUUUUAUGACAUCUCUUCUAGAUUAUGGUUGUGAUUGAUUUUGAGUGUGAGCUCACAAGUCAGAAGCAUGGACUAUUGUGCUUGACUGCUAUUGUAGAACCUCUAUGAACUUCAAGCUUUAAGCUCUAGGAAAGUAGCUUAGUGGACAAUAGAUGAAAACUGUACUAAAACUAAAAGAUCACAGAAGUAAACAACAUAUUAAAUUCUCUUUUGCUUGGUGAAAGCCAA
Rosa chinensis is the source of this 1217-nucleotide messenger RNA. RefSeq lists its product as uncharacterized. The transcript is spliced from 2 exons. The record is from RefSeq and is a predicted model, not a curated record. NCBI's taxonomy places the organism in Eukaryota, Viridiplantae, Streptophyta, Magnoliopsida, Rosales, Rosaceae. Bases 544 to 921 code for a protein of 125 amino acids.